Messenger RNA from Oldenlandia corymbosa var. corymbosa, 2979 nucleotides. NCBI's taxonomy places the organism in Eukaryota, Viridiplantae, Streptophyta, Magnoliopsida, Gentianales, Rubiaceae. The record is from the annotation of a GenBank genome assembly.
AUGGAGUCCUUGUCCCUCCCUUCCAAAUUGACCACAACCCUUUGGCUCACCGGCGCCCCCUCAUCUUCUUCCCGCCCCUCUUCUCUCCUUUGGAACAACUUGUCUCACCAUCAGCCCGGCGUCACAAGAUGGACAAUAAGGAGGAGGAGGAGGCUCAUUCCCGUUCAGGCUUCUUUAGGGGGACUCCUGUCUGGCAUCUUUAAGGGUGGUGCUGACACCGGUGAGGCUACUCGCACUCUCUACUCCGACACCCUCGCUCUUAUUAACCGCCUCGAGCCCCAAAUCUCGUCCUUAUCCGAUUCCCAGCUCCGGGAGAAGACUGCCCUCUUACAACAAAGAGCUCGUCAGGGUGAUUCUUUGGACUCUUUACUCCCCGAAGCAUUUGCGAUUGUGCGUGAGGCUUCUAAAAGGGUUCUUGGACUUCGACCCUUUGAUGUCCAAUUAAUUGGUGGGAUGGUUCUUCACAAAGGAGAAAUUGCUGAAAUGAGGACCGGUGAAGGGAAAACCCUGGUUGCUAUAUUGCCUGCUUACUUGAAUGCCCUCACUGGUAAAGGAGUUCAUGUUGUCACUGUCAAUGAUUAUUUGGCCCGUAGAGAUUGUGAAUGGGUCGGUCAAGUUCCCAGGUUCCUAGGAUUGAAGGUCGGCCUAAUUCAGCAAAACAUGACAAGUGAACAGAGGAGGGAGAAUUACUUGUGUGACAUAACUUAUAGUGUUGACGAGCUUGUCUUGAGAGGUUUCAAUUAUUGUGUCAUUGAUGAGGUUGAUUCUAUCCUUAUCGAUGAAGCAAGGACCCCUCUCAUCAUUUCUGGACCUGCUGAAAGACCUAGUGAUCGGUAUUAUAAAGCUGCUAAGAUUGCUGCGGCUUUUGAGAGAGAUAUACAUUAUACUGUUGAGGAAAAACAGAAAACUAUAUUGCUCACAGAACAGGGUUAUUCAGAUGCCGAAGAGAUCCUGGAUGUAAAGGAUUUGUAUGAUCCCCGAGAACAGUGGGCAUCAUAUAUUUUAAAUGCUGUGAAAGCCAAAGAACUUUUUCUUAGAGAUGUCAAUUACAUUAUCCGUGGCAAGGAAGUCCUCAUAGUUGAUGAAUUUACUGGACGGGUCAUGCAGGGGAGGCGCUGGAGUGAUGGACUUCACCAGGCUGUUGAAGCGAAAGAAGGCUUACCCAUACAAAAUGAAACCGUAACCCUUGCUUCAAUUAGCUAUCAAAACUUUUUUCUCCAGUUCCCAAAGCUUUGUGGCAUGACUGGAACUGCUGCAACGGAGAGCGCAGAAUUUCAAAGUAUAUACAAGCUCAAGGUUACAAUUGUGCCCACAAACAAGCCCAUGAUAAGAAAGGACGAGUCUGAUGUAGUGUUCAGGGCUGCUAUUGGAAAAUGGCGAGCGGUGGUUGUUGAGAUUUCCAGGAUGCACAAAACUGGUCGCCCUGUUCUUGUUGGUACAACUAGCGUUGAGCAGAGUGAUAUGCUCUCGGAACAGCUUCGUGAAGCUGGUAUUCCCCACGAGGUUCUAAAUGCAAAACCAGAAAAUGUGGAAAGGGAAGCUGAAAUUGUUGCACAAAGUGGUCGUUUAGGGGCAGUCACAAUUGCAACUAAUAUGGCUGGUCGUGGAACGGAUAUUAUCCUCGGUGGAAAUGCAGAAUUCAUGGCAAGAUUGAAGUUACGCGAGAUGCUAAUGCCAAGAGUUAUUAAACCUGCUGAAGGAGCUUUUGUUUCUGUCAAGAAACUACCUCUAAAGAAGACAUGGAAGGUGAAUGAAAAUUUAUUUUCUUGCACACUGUCGUACGAGAGUACUGAAUUGGCUGAGGAAGCUGUAGAAUUAGCUGCAAAAACGUGGGGUCAAAGAUCGCUGACUGAGCUUGAGGCGGAGGAAAGGUUGUCGUAUUCUUGUGAGAAGGGCCCUGUUGAAGAUGAAGUGAUUGGUAAACUGCGGAAUGCCUUUCUUGAAAUUUGUAAAGAAUACAAAGUUUACUGCGAGGAAGAAAGGAAAAAGGUGGUGGAAGCUGGUGGACUUCAUGUGGUUGGAACUGAACGUCAUGAAUCACGUCGAAUUGACAAUCAGCUCCGUGGUCGAAGUGGCAGACAAGGAGAUCCUGGAAGUUCCCGAUUCUUUCUUAGUCUUGAAGAUAACAUAUUUCGCAUUUUUGGUGGAGACAGAAUCCAGGGUUUGAUGAGAGCUUUUAGAGUUGAGGACCUUCCUAUUGAAUCCAAAAUGUUGACAAAAGCUCUUGAUGAAGCUCAAAGGAAAGUGGAGAACUACUUUUUUGACAUUCGGAAACAAUUAUUUGAAUACGAUGAGGUCUUAAACAGCCAAAGAGAUCGUGUCUACGCCGAAAGAAGACGAGCCCUGGAGUCCGAAAAUCUCCAGUCCCUUCUCAUUGAAUAUGCAGAACUGACAAUGGACGACAUCCUGGAGGCAAAUAUCGGUUCUGAUGCUCCAAAAGAAAGCUGGGAUCUUGAGAAGCUUACUGCAAAACUCCAACAGUAUUGCUAUCUUUUAAAUGACUUGACACCUGAUUUGUUGGCAACAAAGUGCGAUAAUUAUGAGGGCUUAAGGGAUUACCUGCGUCUUCGAGGAAGAGAGGCCUAUCUGCAGAAAAGGGCCAUGGUCGAGGAAAAGGCUCCAGGGCUCAUGACGGAAGCAGAAAAGUUUCUGAUGCUGAGCAAUGUGGAUAGGUUAUGGAAAGAGCAUUUGCAAGCCCUUAAGUUUGUGCAGCAAGCUGUAGGUUUACGUGGAUAUGCUCAACGUGAUCCGCUUAUUGAAUAUAAGCUUGAGGGGUACAACCUUUUCAUUGAGAUGAUGGCUCAGAUCAGAAGAAAUGUCAUAUAUUCUAUUUAUCAGUUUCAACCAGUGUUGGUGAAGGAACAAGAUCAACAACGUGAGCCCAGUAAAGGAGACAAACUUGAUUCAAGUGCAAAGGUUGGCAAUAACAGAAUGCCUGAAGAAGCUAGUACAAAGCCCUCCCGCACUGCGAGGCAAUGA